UUAUUGAACCGAACUGUCAGUGUGACAUGCUGUUCAAUUUGACAAGUUAUCAUUUUGUUUGAAGUUUUGACAGACCCUGGAGAAAGAUGGCUUCAGCUUUAUUGAAGAAAAUAUUAAUAUCUAAUCCAAAUGGUGUUCGCAAGGCGGCUGAAAUAUUUUGUAACGCAACUAGAAACCAUUGGAACUAUCAAUACAAACCAGGCCCAUACCCCAAAACCCCUGCAGAGAGAGCGGCUGCUGCAAAAAAGUAUGGAAUGACCAUAGAAGAAUAUCAACCGUAUCCGGAACACAUGUGUUAUGGUGAUUAUCCUAAACUCCCGGAUAUUGGUUCAGAUUCUAAGGAUCCCUACUAUCCUUAUGAUCAACCAGAGUUGAAAAGGAAUUUCAACGAACCGAUUCAUGCCAGUCAAGAGAUAAUUGGUGAAGAUCGUUAUGACAUUAGCAUGAAGCCAAGGUUCUCACUUCUACAUCAAUGGACAUGGUUCUUGGGUGUUAUUGGUGGAUCAUUUGCUUUGUACAUUUUCUUGGAGGACUACAAAUUUGGAAGACCAGUCACUAUUAAGCAGUAUCCGAAAGACGGACCCCACUAUCUGUUUUGUCAAAAGUAGAAGAAUUCUAGAAACAUUAUUUGUUGAUGCUGUGAAGCAUUAGAAGUUAUUAAAAAUAGAAAUGUU
Papilio machaon (common yellow swallowtail) is the source of this 674-nucleotide messenger RNA. It is a transcript of the gene ND-ASHI, whose product is annotated as NADH dehydrogenase [ubiquinone] 1 beta subcomplex subunit 8, mitochondrial. Lineage: Eukaryota; Metazoa; Arthropoda; Insecta; Lepidoptera; Papilionidae. The record is from RefSeq and is a predicted model, not a curated record. Gene Ontology annotation, cellular component: mitochondrion. The coding region runs from base 87 to 608 and encodes 173 amino acids. The transcript is spliced from 3 exons.